Messenger RNA from Glycine soja, 2367 nucleotides. Its product is annotated as beta-galactosidase 6-like. Gene Ontology annotation, cellular component: vacuole; cell wall. The transcript has 18 exons. Gene Ontology annotation, molecular function: beta-galactosidase activity. The coding region runs from base 65 to 2179 and encodes 704 amino acids. The record is from RefSeq and is a predicted model, not a curated record. Lineage: Eukaryota; Viridiplantae; Streptophyta; Magnoliopsida; Fabales; Fabaceae. Gene Ontology annotation, biological process: carbohydrate metabolic process.
GUUCAGAGAAGAGAAGUACUUGCAAAACCAAGUCUCUUCUCUUGUCUCUUAGAGAAUAGUCGUCAUGACGUCAUCAGAGAAGGAAAAUUGGGUGGCUUUGGUGAUUCUGCUGCUAGGGUCUUGGACAUUAGCAAUGGCAGAGGUCACAUAUGAUGGGAGAUCCCUUAUCAUCGAUGGCCAGAGGAAAAUACUCUUCUCCGGUUCCAUUCACUAUCCUCGCAGCACUCCUCAGAUGUGGCCAGCGUUGAUAUCGAAAGCAAAAGAAGGAGGACUGGACGUGAUUCAGACAUAUGUGUUUUGGAAUCUACACGAGCCUCAAUUUGGACAGUAUGAUUUCAGCGGCAGAUAUGACUUGGUGAGAUUCAUAAAGGAAAUACAAGUUCAAGGAUUAUAUGUGUGCCUCAGGAUUGGACCUUAUAUCGAAAGUGAAUGGACAUACGGGGGAUUCCCAUUUUGGUUGCAUGAUGUUCCCGCCAUUGUAUACCGAACUGACAAUCAACCCUUCAAGCUCUACAUGCAAAACUUUACGACGAAAAUAGUGAGCAUGAUGCAGUCAGAGGGUUUAUAUGCUUCUCAAGGAGGCCCAAUUAUAUUGUCACAGAUUGAGAAUGAAUAUCAAAACGUGGAAAAAGCAUUUGGAGAAGACGGAUCGCGGUAUGUUCAGUGGGCUGCAGAAAUGGCAGUGGGCCUCAAGACUGGCGUACCGUGGCUUAUGUGCAAGCAAACUGACGCUCCUGAUCCACUGAUUAAUACAUGCAACGGGAUGAGAUGUGGAGAAACUUUUACAGGACCAAACUCCCCCAAUAAGCCUGCAUUUUGGACAGAGAAUUGGACUUCUUUCUAUCAAGUUUAUGGAGGUGAACCAUACAUAAGGUCUGCCGAAGACAUUGCAUUCCACGUCACUCUUUUUAUUGCAAGAAAAAAUGGAAGCUAUGUCAACUACUAUAUGUAUCAUGGUGGAACUAACUUGGGGAGAACGAGUUCUUCUUAUGUUAUAACAUCUUAUUAUGAUCAAGCUCCACUUGAUGAAUAUGGUCUGUUAAGGCAACCCAAGUGGGGACAUCUCAAGGAGUUGCAUGCAGCUAUCAAGUCUUGUUCUACCACUUUAUUGGAAGGAAAGCAGAGCAAUUUCUCUUUAGGUCAACUACAGGAGGGCUAUGUUUUUGAAGAAGAAGGAAAAUGUGUUGCUUUCCUUGUAAACAAUGAUCAUGUGAAAAUGUUCACCGUCCAAUUCCGCAACAGAUCAUACGAAUUGCCUUCAAAAUCAAUUAGCAUUUUACCAGAUUGUCAAAAUGUGACUUUCAAUACAGCAACUGUAAAUACAAAGAGCAACAGAAGAAUGACAAGUACAAUACAAACUUUCAGCUCAGCGGAUAAAUGGGAGCAAUUUCAGGAUGUCAUCCCUAACUUUGACCAGACUACAUUAAUAUCAAACUCAUUACUUGAGCAAAUGAACGUAACCAAAGACAAAUCAGAUUACCUUUGGUAUACUCUUAGGUUUGAACAUAAUUUAUCUUGCAGUGAAUCAAAACUCACUGCUCAGUCUGCCGCUCAUGUUACCCAUGCUUUUGCAGAUGGCACAUACCUAGGAGGAGCACAUGGGAGUCACGAUGUGAAGUCAUUCACCACACAGGUCCCCCUAAAGCUAAAUGAAGGGACAAAUAAUAUAUCUAUUCUAAGUGUUAUGGUUGGACUCCCGGAUGCAGGAGCAUUUCUUGAACGAAGAUUUGCUGGCUUAACUGCAGUGGAAAUUCAGUGCAGUGAAGAGUCCUACGAUUUGACCAAUUCUACAUGGGGAUAUCAGGUUGGAUUACUGGGAGAGCAAUUAGAAAUAUACGAAGAAAAAAGUAACAGUUCUAUUCAAUGGAGUCCACUAGGGAAUACUUGCAAUCAAACACUCACUUGGUAUAAGACGGCAUUUGAUUCACCCAAGGGUGAUGAGCCUGUUGCGUUGAACCUUGAGUCCAUGGGAAAAGGUCAAGCUUGGGUGAAUGGGGAAAGCAUUGGUCGUUAUUGGAUCUCGUUCCAUGAUUCCAAAGGCCAGCCUUCACAAACGCUGUAUCACGUGCCUCGGUCGUUCCUCAAAGACAUUGGAAACAGUUUGGUUUUGUUUGAGGAGGAAGGUGGGAAUCCUCUUCAUAUCUCCCUCGACACUAUUUCAUCUACAAAUAUUUCAUAGAUACGACAGUUUUGUCACCUAUAGAAUCUUUUAUUGCAUCCAUCAUACAUUCAUAGUAUUAUAGUAAAUCAAUUGAUACAAAGUGUAAUACUCUUCAAAGCUUGAACGGGAUACUCUUUGGAAUUUGUUGUAAUAACUUUUAAUAUUAAAGGAAUCAAAGAGUCAAAUAGAAGGGAUUGUGUGAUUUU